CUAUUCCCUUUUUUUCCCUUCUUCUUACAUCUCAAACGGUCUUCAUUUUCUCUGCUCGGACAUCAAUCGUCUCCUCGAAAUUUCUCUCUUUUUUUCUCGAUUCUCCGCGUUUUGUUCCUUCGUCAGACAAUUUCUUGCUUCAUGUUCUUUCUUGAAUUUGAGAAAUUUGAGAAAUUCUCUGUUUCUUGAAUCUGGGUAUCCCCAGUUUUGCCGAUUGGUUUCUGGGUCUGAUUGCAAUUGGGAAUCAGGGUUCUUUUGAUUUGGGUUCGGAUUGGAUCUAUAGAGGAGGGGAUUGAAGGCGAUGCACGUCGCCAGAUUCUGCGAAAGAGUUUAUACAAAGAUGGUAGAAGGGGGAUCUCGUUACUGUUCAAAGAAGAAGGAUGAUAUCUGCUAUGGGGACUCUGGUCGGGGAUUAAGCAUGUCAAGGUUAAAAUGUCUGCUUCGCGGCCUGGACUUGAAAGUUUUGAUCUUUCUUUUCGUUCUGAUACCGACUUGUGGUUUCGGCAUCUAUGUCCAUGGCCAGAAAAUCACUUACUUCUUGAGACCGUUAUGGGAGAAACCCCCGAAACCGUUCCAUGAAAUCCCCCACUACUAUGACCCCAAUGUGACAAUGGAGAAUCUGUGCAAGCUUCAUGGGUGGGGAGUCCGGGAGUUCCCCAGACGGGUUUAUGAUGCUGUGCUGUUCAGUAAUGAAGUGGACAUGCUGACUGUGAGAUGGAAGGAACUAUACCCUUACGUGACAGAGUUUGUUCUUCUUGAAUCGAACUCGACUUUCACUGGCUUGCCAAAGCCGCUGUACUUUGCCAAGAACAGGAAGGGUUUUGAGUUUGUUGAGCCAAGACUGACUUAUGGUAAAAUUCCAGGGAGAUUUAAGAGGGGAGAAAACCCGUUUGUCGAGGAGGCUUAUCAGCGAUUGGCCCUAGACUAUCUCCUCAAACAAGCUGGCAUUCAAGAUGAUGACUUGUUGAUCAUGUCAGAUGUCGACGAAAUCCCAAGUGGGCACACCAUAAAUCUCUUGAGGUGGUGUGAGGGUACCCCUCCAGUCCUCCACCUAAGACUCAAGAAUUACCUCUACUCGUUCGAGUUCUUUGUUGACAACAACAGUUGGAGGGCUUCAGCCCACAGGUAUCAAUCCGGCAAGACAAGAUAUGCCCACUACAGACAGUCAGAUGAGAUCUUGGCUGAUGCAGGGUGGCACUGCAGCUUCUGCUUUCGCCGUAUCAGCGAGUUCAUAUUCAAGAUGAAAGCUUACAGCCAUUGCGACAGAAUAAGGUUCUCCCAUUUCCUCAACCCCAAGAGAGUGCAGAAGGUGAUAUGUGAAGGGGAGGAUCUGUUUGAUAUGCUCCCGGAGGAGCACACUUUCAAGGAGAUCAUUGGGAAGAUGGGGCCCAUCCCACGCUCCUACUCUGCCGUUCAUCUCCCCUCCCAUCUCUUGCAGGACUUUGACCGUUACAAGUUUCUAUUGCCCGGGAACUGCAUCAGAGAAACUGGAUGAUGAUGAUGAUGAUCAAAGUGAGAGUAGUUAGUUACUCUUAACUGCUAAACCCCCCAUCCUCUAAAUGAGAUAGGCCUUGUUUGGGAACAACUCUUUCUAUUAAAUGGUGUGCAUUAACUCUGAAAAUGUUAAGCUCAAUGCUGUCAUUACAUAGCCUUUUCAAGACGCUUAACCUAAACACUGAAGUUGUUUCCAAACAGGCCCAUAAUGUAGGAUGUUUUUCGGAUGAAUUCCCACUCUCGGGCGAUCUGAAUAGAACAAUGAUUCUUUA
Messenger RNA from Cuscuta campestris, 1766 nucleotides. NCBI's taxonomy places the organism in Eukaryota, Viridiplantae, Streptophyta, Magnoliopsida, Solanales, Convolvulaceae. The record is from the annotation of a GenBank genome assembly.